CCCACCCCCCCCCCCCCCCCCCCCACAAAUUUGCUGUGCAUUUGCUGAUUUUGCUGAGUUCAUCACACCAUUGAUUUCUUGGAAUUUGGCUCUGAUUCGAUUGAACGCUUCGAAGCUCAAUUCAUUCAUCAUAUUUUGUCAAAAGAUCAGAUAGUAUCUCUUGCAUCAUAGGGGGUGACCCAAUGAACUUGGGAAGACAUUUUGGAGAGAACUUUCAACCUUUGGAUGUUGGAUUAUCAAGAUUUGUCUUUGUCUCAAGUAACCAUGGAAAGUGAUGAAACAAGCAAGCCUCCUUCAGAUGACAUCAGUAGUCGGCCUUUGCAUGGGAGGACGAGUGGUCCUAAGAGACGUUCCGUAAAGUGGACUCCCGAGGAGGAUGAAAUCUUGCGCCAAGCUGUCCAACAGUUUAAGGGGAAAAGCUGGAAAAAGAUUGCGGAAUGUUUUAAAGACCGGACAGAUGUUCAAUGCUUGCACAGGUGGCAGAAAGUUCUUGAUCCCGAACUUGUGAAAGGUUCAUGGUCUAAGGAGGAAGAUGAUAAGCUAAUCGAAUUAGUGAACAUACAUGGCCCCAAAAAAUGGUCCAAUAUUGCACAAGAGUUAGCAGGACGUAUUGGAAAGCAAUGUCGGGAGAGAUGGCAUAAUCAUUUGAAUCCUGAAAUAAAGAAAGAAGCUUGGACAGAAGAGGAGGAGUUGACUCUAGUUCGUGCCCACCAAGCUUAUGGAAACAAGUGGGCAGAGAUAUCAAAAUAUUUGCCUGGAAGGUCAGACAAUGCAAUAAAAAAUCACUGGCAUAGUUCUGUCAAAAAGAAACUGGCGUCAGGUUUACUUGCACAGUCCCCUGCUCUGCCUAAUGUCAAUCAUCAGAACCAAUCAACCGCUUCUUCUUCUAUGAAGUUGCAAGAAACUAGUGAAGAUGAAAGUGUUCACAAAGAAGGAGCGGAAGUGGAGGAAGUUACAGAAUGCAGUCAAGGUUCGACUCUUGCUGGCUGUCCCCAGUCUACAAGUGACUUGGGCAACACAUUUAUGCAUAUAAGAGAGAAUGAUGCAAUGUUGGAGGAAUCAAUCCAUAAAAAGGACGCAAGCUCCGGUGCAGCACCAUGUCCUAGGAACAGUGCCUCAGCUUUUCAAGAUGUCUCUUGUUCAAUGCUAAAUGUUCCCAGUGAUCUUGUGGAUUCCAAGUUCCUCGAGUACAUGUUCUCACAUGAUGGGGACAAUUCCACAGAGAGAGAUUGGCAGUUUAAUAUGGAUGACUUUCCAGGGUUUAUUGAGGAAUCUUCAGGACAUUACAUGCACUGUUCGAAUGACAAUGAAAACCAUGCUAUGGUAGCCGAUCCAUUGCAAACUGCAAUGGGAUCUGGAGCAACUUCUAAUGCAGCGAACAUGGUUGAGGGUCCAUAUAAGCCCAAUGAAAUGUUUGAUGGUUGCAGGAUCGUGUAUCCUGAGGCAGCAAUUUCUCAAUGCUCUCCGUCCGAAACUGGGGUUAAUGGCACUGGUGAACCUGCAGAUUGUUUAAUUUACCAAUCAUCAAACUAUCAGAUCCCUGAAGAAGGAAAUAUGGCUCCACCAAACUGCAACGCUUUAAGUUUUGAUGACGUUGAAGCUUCAACACAUCAGCAAUUUUCUGUUCCUUCGCACUUUUCUUCUGAGGAUAGAUCACUUGUGUUUGGUAUUGCUUCAGAUCAGUUCCAUUAUCCUCCGCUUGAGAACUCAGUUCUAGAGUCCUUCACCAGUAGAUGUGAUGAUUUUAUAUGUCCAAGUGAGUUUGGCAGUCCUUCCAAUGACAAUGGCAUAGACAAUGCCGUCCUGAAAGAUCUACCUGAUCAUACAAAAGAUUCCUCAAGGCUAGAAGAGCAGAAAGAUGGAGGAGCUCUAUGCUAUGAGCCUCCUCGCUUUCCAAGCUUGGAUGUACCCUUCUUGUACUGUGAUCUUAUACAAUCUGGUUCAAAUACACAGCAAGAGUACAGCCCUCUUGGCAUCCGCCACUUGAUGAUGAGUCCUGCGAACUGCCUUACUCCAUUAAGGUUGUGGAAUUCACCUUCAGGAGAUGAUAGUCCCAAUGCUAUCUUGAAAAGUGCUGCCAAAACUUUCACUGGGACACCUUCUAUAGUAAAGAAGAGACAGCGUCACUUGGUGUCUCCUCUAUCAGAAAAGAGAUGUGAGAAAAAACUUGAAAGUGAUCUAAAUCAGGAAUCAUUCUCUAAUAUGGCUACAGAACUUUCCCGAGUAGGUGAUAUGUUUAAUGAGCCGGCUAAUGAAAAACCGUCUACUGAAGACAAAGAAAAUCUACAUCCAUCCUCAGAAGAUGGAAGAAAGGAGCAGGGUGAUGGAGUAACUGGACUUUCUUGCAUUGAAAAUUCAGAGAGGCAAUUAGAUGGUGGUGGUGCUCACUACCAUAAAGAUCCCAACAGUGAAAGUGCUGGAGCCAAUGAUGCACUUGGAAAGGUAAAACAGCCUCCUGGAGUUCUGGUUGAGCGUAGCUCAAAUGAUAUGCUCGUCUCUCCUGAUCGUUUUUUGAUCAAGUGUGAUAGAGCUACAAGUCUAAGUAAUAAAGCUUUAGAUAACCAGUACGCUGGACAGCUUGAAGCUGCAUCAAAUCAAGUUAAUGUUUCAUCCUCGUUUGAGACUUCAUUCUUGUCUGUUUUUUGCUCUCCUGACAUACUUGGGAAGUGUCGAAGCAGUGUUGUCAAAGCUACAUCAAUGCAAUCUACUACAUCAACUGCAUUGGUGAAUACAGCCGAAAAUUCUGAAAAAGGAUUUGGUGCUGAGACUUCAAACAUAUUUGGAGAGGCGCCUCUUAAAAGGAGUACUGAAUCUCCUUCAGCAUGGAAAUCGCCAUGGUCCUUGAACUCUUUUCUGCCCAGCCCAAGAUAUGACACAGAACUUACAUUUGAGGAUUUUGCACCUUUUAUGAGCCCAGGUGAAAGAAGCUAUGAUGCUAUUGGGUUAAUGAAGCAAUUAAGUGAGCAGACUGCACCUUCAAUUGCGGAUGCCCGUCAGAUCUUGGGAAGUGAAACUCCAGAAACAAUUCUGUCGAAGAGAACCAAGCAACAGAAAGCAGAUGAAGAUUGUGCCCUUCUGGCUUCAAAUGCAAUGAGUGAGAGACGCACGCUUGAUUUCAGCGAAUGUGUAACACCGCCGAGAAAGGGCAAAGAGACUACCAAAUUUGGCAGCGUUUCAAGUCCUUCCUCCUACCUGUUGAAAUGUUGCAGAUAGGCGAUAAGCGAGUCAUUUUAGGAUAGAGCUUUUCUAACCUCAAAGGUACUUGUUUGUUGGUUAUGUAAAAAGGGGAGAAUAGAAAGCUGUGUAGAGGUUCUUUUGGGUGAGAUUAUGAGCUUUUGUAGUUCACAUAUUGGGCAAAGUCGUCUAGAUCGACUAAGAUUGAGUUAUUAAUUCAACUUGUUUGGUACUGAAGCGUAGUUGGUUAUGUCUCCGGUAUGUUGAAACAACUACAAAAAGACAAGAUGUUCGAACUCAUCGAAUGCAUAUUUGCAUCAAACGAAUGAAUGCAAGACAUAUUUUGAACUCCA
Messenger RNA from Capsicum annuum, 3527 nucleotides. RefSeq names its product transcription factor MYB3R-1. Lineage: Eukaryota; Viridiplantae; Streptophyta; Magnoliopsida; Solanales; Solanaceae. The record is from RefSeq and is a predicted model, not a curated record. Gene Ontology annotation, biological process: regulation of DNA-templated transcription. Gene Ontology annotation, molecular function: DNA-binding transcription factor activity, RNA polymerase II-specific; RNA polymerase II cis-regulatory region sequence-specific DNA binding. Gene Ontology annotation, cellular component: nucleus.